AUGGCCCUCUGGCCCUUUCGCCGGAGGAGCGGUCGCAAACGCUCGCGAAGCGGCGCAAACCUGUCCGACGUCGAGGCGCCGCCGCUGCGAGGUCUCACCACCAACGAUGCCUCCCAUGGCCAUGGCAUGGCGGCAACGCCGAAGAAGCAGCGUCUCGACGAGCAGCACCCUCACCCCUCCAAGAAGCUAACCCGACGGACCCGUACUUACAGCUUCUCCCCCGGUCGCAACGACUCCAUCCGCGUCGCGGGGCAAAAAGGCUCGGGUCCACCGGUACCUGGCCGGCUGACAGGGCUCUUCCCAGCCGACCGAAAUGACGGAGAAGAAAAAGGGGAUCCCGCGUGGCACCGGGCGCCAACCCUACAUAAUGCACGCAACGGCCAGAAGAAGGGCUCGUCCUCCCGCAUCAACAUGAAGUCCAGCAAGAGGAGGAGAGAAGAGUCGGAUCGUGAGGCGGAAAUCAAGGCCAUGACCAACUUCGCGCCGGUACGGCCAGCGGCCGACGACUGGACAUCCGGUCGGCCGAUGAGGAAACAGAGCAAGAGGGUCAAAACGGGCCUCGGCUUCCGCAGGAGCUUUGAAAAUCCGGCCUCGGACGUUUCACUACCGAUAUCGAUUCACUCGAGCAUGUCAUCCGACUCCGAGAUGCACUCAUUCCGGGUGUCCGCCCUCGAGGCAUUGGCACCCCGACCGACAUUACGAUACACCGUCUCUCCGAGAUGGGGUCCUGGCCAGAGCAGUUCAGGACAAUCACGCCCACAUCACCAAAAAAGGAAAGUUUCAGAGAGGGUGCCCGAGUCAGUGGUGAGGGCACACAAGAGAGUAAACAGUUUCGCCGAUGACCUCGACGCCGCCGACUUGCGAGAGUUGAUGGAGAGGGACAACCGGAGGAGAGAGAGGAAACGACAACGGGACCAGGAACGAGUCGAGAGAAGGUUGGCACGACGGGCAGAGAAACAACGCGAGGCCGAAGCAGAAGCCAGGAAUAGCGGCUCGCCGCCGCCGCCGAACAUGGAGAGAGGAGUGUUGGGACGAGAAAUCGUCGGCUUGGGGAUCGAGGCCACGCCCGCCGUGAUGACCUCGGCCAACUUGAAGCGACGAGCAUCCGGCUCGUCGUAUCGACCCGCUAGAUCAUCAAGAGAAGAGGCAGCACCACUACCGGAACCAAUGGAUAUCGACCCCGACAUUCACCGCACAUCCAGCAUUCAGCCCGACAUGCCCCUCUCACCGCCUUCGCCGGACACAAAACCCGAACGCAAGCCCAGCACGAAGACGACGCCCAAGGGGAGCCUGAGAUUGAGACGGAGUCUUCUCCGCUCGAAGAAGUCGAGGUCGAAGUCGCCCAACGCGCCGGAUGAGGAGCACGCCAUCUCACAACUGUCGUCGAGACACGACGAGACCCCCCGCAAGACAUCCGAGUCCACCUUGCGUGCUCGUCUGUCGUUUUCAGCCCUUUUCCGCUGGGGUAACAGAAAGAGAAGAAAUUCCGGACCCUCGUCGUUCUCGAAUACGUCGCGCGAGGAGAUGCAAGCCGCGGCGGCAGCUCAGGCCCAGACCCAAGCCCAGACCCAGAUGCAGGCGCCACCACCACCACCACCACCACCGGCAGAGGAAGCACAAGCGCCGGUGCAAGCGAUCCCACCACCGAUGAAUUACAUUCCUCGCAAGGUCAGCUCCGGCGUUCCCAAGCGCACUCGCUCGCGCUUUAGAGAAGACCUGCCGGAGCUUCCCCUUAGCCCUCCCGACUCGCGCGUGGGGUCGCCAGAAGUGGAAGAGCCUCCCCUGCCCAUUGUCUCAGAGGUCCGGACUACAGAAAACAUUCUUGACGACGCCGAUUCCCCCGCCGUCGUGAGGCACGACACUCCCACCUCAGAUAUGCGCCGUGUUGACGAGAAGAUGGAGAAGCUCGAGAAGAUGAGACAAACCCCGACGUCGCUGCGACACAGCAUCCAGCCUUCGCCUGAGCAGCCCCAGUCUGUCUCCCUGGCUUCGAUCGACUCCGAGGCUUCAUGGCUCUCCGGCCGCAUCGGCAAACGCAGAUCGUCCGGCAUGCGAUCCAGCAUGCAGCGUUUCCAGCCCCGCAACCGCAGCCACUCGCCUUCGGUCAACGACACGGAGGAGGAGCUUGCCGACGAUGAGUACCUCUCCAACCUCGCCACGCCAUCCCGCGAAAUGCUUGCCGGUGAUCGCACGCCCCGCAAGUCGACCGGCGAUGCCUUUCCCAGCAGCGAUGAGGAGGAGUUGAUGGACGAGGCGGACAUGAAGUGGGGUUCGGUUGAGAAGCAGCGUGCAACGCCGGUCGUGCAGCAUCAGAGAAUCAAGAGCCGCGAGGGCUUGCUCAACGCAUUUGAGGACGGCAGCAACACGUCGCCCGACAAUUCCGAAGGCGAGACGCCCCAGCUUCAACGUGCCACGAGCGUGAGCCUCAGCAGAGGUCACGCCAGGCAUGUGAGCUCGAGCAGCACCAAGAUGCUCGAGGUCUCGCCGCGCGCGAGUGUUGACCAGAGGAGGACCAGCGAUGCCAUUUACUAG
Messenger RNA from Colletotrichum karsti, 2532 nucleotides. RefSeq lists its product as uncharacterized. The coding region runs from base 1 to 2532 and encodes 843 amino acids. The transcript has a single exon. Lineage: Eukaryota; Fungi; Ascomycota; Sordariomycetes; Glomerellales; Glomerellaceae. The record is from RefSeq and is a predicted model, not a curated record.